Molecule: messenger RNA, 2006 nt
Organism: Hypoxylon trugodes
Lineage: Eukaryota; Fungi; Ascomycota; Sordariomycetes; Xylariales; Hypoxylaceae
Exons: 5
Coding region: 284-1417 (377 amino acids)
Source: RefSeq, a predicted model, not a curated record
UAGUAUUAUCAUCAAUACACAUAGCGACCAUAUUCUAUACUAUAUAGUGAGCUAGACUAGAACUAAUCCUGAAUCUUGAAAUGAUUGUUUGUUACAAGUCCUUAAUCGAAUCAUUUCACUCAUCUUUGACCAUCCCUUCAUAAAACUUUUUAUAAUGGAGAUAAAUAUAUACUAUAUAUAUAUCUAUUGCGAUUUUUUUGUAAUGUUGUUGGGGCUAUGGCCGGACCCAAAACUCUAGUAAACUAGCAGAGGCGUGUUCUUCCGUCUCGAAAUUGGCUUUAAAAUGGCUUUGGGGGGAGCCGGUGUGAUGAUUAUCACAGUUCUUUCGGUGGAAGUUUUUCUUUCUGCUCUAUUCGUCGCUUUGAGGUCUUGGACUCGCAAAGCUCUAAAGGCAGGAAUCGGCAUCGAUGACUACGUUCUUGUAGGAACUUGGGUAAUUAUAACCACGGUGAUCCUCAACGUCCAGAAUUUAGCACUAACGUGGUUUUACAAGGCCCUCCAAGCAGUUUUUGUGGGAUGCACCAUCGCCUCAGCCUUAUAUGGCCUUGGGCAACACGAUACAGAUGUAAGACGAGAAGACAGGCGAACGUCUAUCAAGAUAGGGAUUACUGGCCUUGCUGUGGUGUCAACAGCUGCAGGUACGGGUAAGGUGGCGGUAGCCCUAUUCCUAAUGCGUAUUGUCGUAUCCGUUUGGCACAAAGCAUUUCUGUGGUUCUGGAUCAUCACUACCAUGGUUUGGUCAAUUUUUCUGAGUGUUUCGUGUUUUGUUCAGUGCAUACCGGUCGCAUCUCUUUGGGACGAACGCAUAAAAACCUUCAGAUGUCCUCUAAACUUGGCGGUCAUCUCUAUCACUGCAUGUUCAACAGAUUUCUUCCUAGCAGCGUUCCCCUGGGUCGUACUGUGGAGGUUGAAUAUGCGGAGGAGAGAGAAAGUUACGAUUUGUAUCUCUCUCAGUUUAGGGGUGCUGGCGGGAAUUUGCGGGAUUAUUAGAAUCUUCAGCAUCAAGGGGCUGAGCCACGAAUCCGAUUAUCUAUCUGAUACGACAAGCGCCCUCAUCUGGACCAACAGUGAAUUGACCAUCACUCUCAUCUGCGUAUGCAUUCCUGUAUUACGACCUUUAUGGGUACGGCUCGUUGGUCGCACAUUCCCGGACCGGUACUCGAAACGUCCGAACAAAUCCUAUGGACUCUUUGCUGUUGCUAUUGGAAGAAAACCAACUAAGAAGACAGACACAGAAGUUGGCCUAAACAUCGUUUCGCGGCCGGGGGUUAAGGCUAUGCACACAACUAUAGUAGGUGCCAGUAGGCGUCAGUCUGGUACGGGAAGCGAACAGGGUAUUUUGCCGGAGAACAAUGUUAUUAAAGAGACUCGAGAGUUCACGAUUGUUUAUGAGGGUGGAAGUUCUAAUAUGAUUUAAAUGGGUGUUCUAAGACAGCGCUGGGCGCACCAUAUUUUCUUACCCAUAAACGCGAUUACGACGAAAGAUAUGACGGAAUAUAACGAUAGAAUCAUAUGAAGGAAAUUUAGUUGUAAUGAUAAAUGUUUAUGUGAACCCUAGAGAAAAAGGGACCGUAGGAUGCGCCGCCGAGUUUUCAGAGUCCCUAGAUACGAAGGUACAUAGGUAUCUAUGUGGUUAGCUGAGUAUGUUGGAACUUCGCGCUUUCGUUUCUCUCUUGAGGCAUUGAGUGAUGGUUCGAAUCGUUCGUGAUUUCGUAGAUAGGGGUUGCGCUUAGUCGAGUGGCACUUGGUAUUGAGUGUGGGUUGUAAGGUCAGUUAGCUCAAAUAAGCCUCACCCCCUCUUGUCUCUCCCGGAUUGAUCUGAUUAAUAUACCACAUUAACUAUCGAAUUUGGCCAGGGUGAUCCCCUAUAGGACGACAAGUCAUUAACUUCAAAGAAUUGUGGGCGCAAAAGUGUACUCUUGGGCCAGCUGGAAGUUAUCGGCCCUACGAUUAAUGAGGCUCUAUAGAAGUGUAAAUUCCAAGUUUCUCGUGGCAAAACCUGCCAC